UCUCAUCUCGCUGCUGUCUCAUCACAUACUUUAUUUGCCAGCUACCUGCUAAGAUACUGCUGUUCACUCCAAGAUGAAGCUCCUAAUCCUUGCUGCCUUGAUGAUUGUGGCCGUAAACACCCUCCCAGAACCAGACUGGAUGAAGGACUUGCCUCAUGGUGUAUGGAGUCCAUGGUCGUGUGAUAACAACAUGAAAUAUAGUGAUCGCAUCGACUGCGAUAGCCAGGGUCAGAACUGUAUCUCCAGAAGACGAAUGGGGAUAUGCAAUUCAGAUGAGGCAGGAAAUCCCUUCGGAGAGUGGGGUGACUGGGAGGAAUGCAUCUAUAACAUCCAGAAACGUAAUCACAUUUGUCCCAACAAUCCAUGUUAUGGAGAGAUUUUCCAAGCUAGAGCAUGCUAGCGAGUCUUCCCGUUGUUCACAGGGUUCCAGAGGGGUUCUCCAUCCGGACACAACACCAGUACUAAGCACAGCUGCAUUGUUAACUGUAUACAGUACCCAUUGAAGAAAAUAUAACACUGCAA
This is a messenger RNA of Lineus longissimus, 522 nucleotides long. RefSeq lists its product as uncharacterized. The transcript has 3 exons. The coding region runs from base 74 to 400 and encodes 108 amino acids. Lineage: Eukaryota; Metazoa; Nemertea; Pilidiophora; Heteronemertea; Lineidae. The record is from RefSeq and is a predicted model, not a curated record.